AUGAAUCGAAUCAGACCUCUAUCAAGACGCCAGCUCCAUGCUACCUUGAGCUACCUCAAAGCAUUUCACCCAAGAGACCAUCUUGCCCGGACGAUUUUGCCAACAUUUCAUUUCCAAGGUGCGUUACCGCGGCUGCCUAUUCCUUCCUUGAAUCAAUCCCUGCACAAAUAUAUCACCUCUCUAGAAGCGCUCGAAGGACACCCAGAAAUAACGAAAGAAGAUAUUCAACGAGUUAGAAGUUAUUUGAAUGAAUUCGUGGAGAACGAUGGGCCUGUGCUCGACGCUGAGCUGCGAGCUAGAGACAAGGCGCAUCCCGAGAGCUCGCAUCUCUGGGCUCCGUGGAGCGACAUGUACUUGUCCGACCGUCGCUCGCUGCCGGUAAACUACAACCCUUUGCUUGUCUGGAACGAUCACCCGAAUCCAAAACUGAACAAUCAGAAAUCCCGCGCGGCAAUGUACUGCUGGGCCUCGGCAAAGUACUAUCUCACCCUCGCCGAUGGUCACCUGCCGCCAGAGGUUUUCAACAUGAAAGACCCUCCAAGCGACAAUGUUGCGCGACUCACCAAGCUUCUACCAAAGAUGCGCAUCUCCAUCGCUUCCAAGGGCAUCGACAAUCAAUCGAUUCGAUACUUGCCCUACGCUGCCAACGGAAGCUUCCCACUGGACAUGUCUCAGAUCGAAAACUUGUUCUACUCGACGCGUAUUCCAACAGCGGAAAAAGAUGUGAUAAGAAAAGCUGACGAAAAGGCGAACCACGUUAUCGUCCUCACCCGUGGCCGCUUCUACCUUCUAGACGUACUCAACAAAGGCCCGAACGGUGACAGAAAUGCUCGAUCCGUCGAGGACAUCUACACCGACAUUGAGAAGAUUAUCGACGAUGCCGAGAAAAAAGGCAAGACGGAAUUCGCUGUAUCUGCCUUGGCAAACACUGAUCGAGAUAAAUGGACUGCGAAUAGACAAGAGCUGGUCGAACUAGGAAACGAAUUCGCGCUGAGUUUGAUUGACGAUGCUAUGUUCCUUCUGAAUUUGGAUGAGGAUGACAUAAGACUUGACGUUAAAAACGAAACUUUUUGUGCAACUGACACUACUGGUGUUCUUUCGACCAUGCUCUGGGGCCCAGCGGAAAAUCGAUGGGUGGAUAAAAGCUUCUCCAUCAUCGUGAAACCUGAUGGAACCUCAGGCCUCAAUUUUGAGCACGCUUGGGGCGAUGGAGCGUGCGUAUUGAGCUACUUCAACAAAGUUCAGGAACACAUCCAAUCGGACUGCACCCUCAACCCGGACAUCAAAGGAAUGAGCUCACCUAUCUCUACCGACGCGCCCACGGAAGUCAAGUUCGUCCUAUCUGACAACCUAAAAUCCGAAAUCAAAAGUGCCAUCAACUAUCACAACGAGCAAAUCAACGGGCUUGAAGUUUCUUUUGGCCAGAACUUCGAAGUCAACAGAACUUGGAUGAACUCGCGCAACUUGGGCGCAGAUGGCUUCCUUCAGCUAUCCCUUCAAAUCGCGCAUCGACUUUUGCACGGCUAUCAAUGCGCAACGUACGAGUCCGCAUCAACUUGCGCCUUCCAGCACGGGCGAACUGAAACUAUUCGUCCUUGCACUCAUGAAGCAGUCGAACUCGCCAAGUUCUACGUCAACGCCGACUUUAACAAUGUAGAAGAUUGCCGUGAAAUCGACAGGCUUUUGAGAAAGGCAAUCAAGGUCCACAAUGUAAUGACUAAAGACUGUCUCUCUGGCGAAGGAUUCGAUCGACAUCUCUUUGGAAUCCGAUACCAAGCAACCGUCAAGGGUGCUGAACAACCGAAAUUCGUGCUGGACAAGACCUUUGAAGUAAUGAACUACUUCCGCAUGUCUACAUCCACUCUCAACUCGCCACACGUCAAGCUUGGAGGAUUUGGACCAGUGGUUCCCGAUGGAUACGCGCUCGGCUACAUGGUUUAUGACAACUGGAUCGGAGUGACUGCUUCUGCCUUCCCAGCAAACGGCGUUGAUCCCACUGUAUUUACCCAGACAGCGAACGAGGUCUGGGAGACACUCAAAACUGUAGUCGACAAAGCUGCAAAGAUAAUGGCAGACGAUAAAUCAAAGGAAAAAGCACGCAGAAAGUUGCCUGAAAUGUCGGAAGAAAUGAAGGCGAGACGACCGCCGAGAAGUAAGAUUUUGAAGCCACUUGAUCCGGCCGAAGAAAAGUAUCGAAAGGCAAUGGAACUUAUCAAUCAGCUGCUCACAGAGUUCUCAAUUAAAAAUCGAAAUCUCGAGGCAGCUGGUGAAACCCUCGCCAAACUCAAAAUUCACAUCACGGGCAUGAAUUUCCUUCCUUUGAAGGACAAUGGCUGUGAGGCCGAGGAUGAGAAGAUGGACAUUCCGGAAGAAGAGCCAAAGAGUAAUAAACCGAAAUUUAAAUAUGAUAAAUAUCAUAAGAACAGGGAACUCCGGGUCGCGCGACAGAUGCUCGAAAUUGGCGCGUUAUACUCCCUCGAAAUUCGUGACAUUCCAGCUUUUCAUAGAUACAUCGCCCAGCUCAAGCCCUAUCACUUUGACUUCAGAGAAGUCCUUCCAAAGUCCUAUGAUCGAGUCAAAAUUCUUGGACUAAAUCUCAUGAGCCUUUUGGCAGAGAAAAAUUCGCCGAAGAUGGAGAAAAGCCCAUUUAUCACGCAGCCGCUAAAAAUUGAACGAUGCUUGAUGGAAGGGCGAUAUAACCGGAUACUUGAUCGCAGUUUUAUGCUCCCCGUUUCGGACUAUCGCUACUUCAUGGAGCUCAUACGAGAAACUGUUCGUGACGAAAUCGCUGCAAAUAUUGAAUCUGCUUACAAAGAAAUGAAGACCAGCGAAAUUCAUCGCCUGAUGAGCCUCCAAACUCCAGAACAACUCAAGGAGAUCUGCUCGAAGCACAAAUGGGACUACGACGAGAACGUUAUCGUAUUCCCACGUGAAGAAGUCAAGGAAGGCAUCCCUUCGAAGGAAGUUACAGAAAAAAUGCUCGAAUAUGCCUGCGACUUGGAAAUGAUUGUCUAA
Messenger RNA from Oikopleura dioica, 3015 nucleotides. Lineage: Eukaryota; Metazoa; Chordata; Appendicularia; Copelata; Oikopleuridae. The record is from the annotation of a GenBank genome assembly.